AUGCUCGACAGGCUAGCAUUUGAGACCUGGGAGGAGCUUUCCAAAUUCUUGUUACAAGAAGACAGAGUCAGGCUUACGUAUGUAAGUUCAAGAGUUAGGUCAGCUAUCUCGCCCAUCUUAUACCGCAACCUAUUUCUCAAUGAACAACCAUGUAUUUAUAGCGACUCAAAACCUCUCUUGGCCAAUUGUUGGUCGGUUUUAGGUAUUAAAGAGCACAAAAAUGAGAAUGCGGAUCAGAAACUGAUUGCCCUGAUCCGUACCCUGCGCGGAUCGCCUUUGUUACGGUCGAAAGUGGAAAUUGUUCAUUGCACUUGGCAUUUGAAUGUUGCACUUCUGCGAGAUCUUUUGGCAGUUUUAGCGCAUGAUACUCCCAAAUUGAGACAAUUCCGAAAUUUUUUGACAACAGAGCUGAUUGAUGAUCUGGAAAAGAUCGCUCCUCAACUCCAAUCACUGGAUCUUCCUCCUCCUGGAGUGCUGCCACAAGAGAAGGUAGCUCCCUCAUAUCUCUCGCAGUUAGCGUCGCUGGUACGAUGCUCUCACUUCGACAACAUAACAGCGCUGAAUAUUUACAUGGACCCAGGUGCGUUUUUCAAUAAUUAUGCUCCAUCGGCGCCAAAACUGCGUCUUAGGGAGCUGUCGUUAAGCUUGAGGGACGACAAAUAUGGUGCGGGCUCUUUCCCCAGGGCCAGAAACACGUACAGUGAUAUUUUCAACGUGCGUUACCUGGAAAAACUCACGAUUUUGUCAUGGUUUGAAACGGAAAACAUAGACGUUUACGAAAAAUAUCAUCUGCAUGAGCUGUUGAAGUUCCAAAAUCUCAAGGAACUGAGCUUGCUUUCUUUCUUCGCUAACGAUGGGUUUUUACGAGCAUGCAUAAAAUCUUUUCCACUACUGCGUCGCUUGAAACUCGACUAUAUGUUGGGGCACGCGAUAGACCCAAGCACAUUAACACUGCUCGCUCAAAGUCCCGCACACAUGUCUCUCAAAUACCUCGAUCUGAAAUGCUUACCGCUCGAACCACACCUGGUUACAAUAGAACCGGGAAAUACUGCCCGUUUUGAGAUCAACGAAUCCUGCGUGUGCCCCGCUUGCCGCGACGUUUUCCAAAACAUCCUUCGCAAGAAACUUUUUCCCACCCAUGCCUCUCACCUCAUCAGAGGCUUGGAGGAUAUCCCAAAUAGGGACAUCAUCACCAGAAUCAUCUCGCUUUCACCAAUCAUUCCCUACACGCUUUUUGUUGAUAUCCGACCGGGCCAAUCGUUCGUCAGCGAUCCUGCAGAAGGCGUGGCCUCCACCAUGAACAAAGCUCUCGGGGAAAAUGUGUUUGCUGUAGAGGACAUUAUCAAGGUAUAUCAUGCACAUCUGCAUUCCCUGAGAAGGACAUUUGGCUAUUUUUUACAGAGGUUUCCCAACCUCGAAUUUUUGAAUAUAAACGAUGUUCCUACGUCGGUAGAAGAAGGUCCUGGUGGCCAAAAAUACAACCAGCCCAUUUAUCAUAGCAAUGGUUACGAGAAUAACCAGGUCUACGAACUAGUGGAUGACGAAAACCUUUUUGCAUAA
This is a messenger RNA of Lachancea sp. 'fantastica', 1560 nucleotides long. NCBI's taxonomy places the organism in Eukaryota, Fungi, Ascomycota, Saccharomycetes, Saccharomycetales, Saccharomycetaceae. The record is from the annotation of a GenBank genome assembly.